Molecule: messenger RNA, 3267 nt
Organism: Magallana angulata
Lineage: Eukaryota; Metazoa; Mollusca; Bivalvia; Ostreida; Ostreidae
Product: putative glycerol kinase 5
Exons: 17
Coding region: 142-1779 (545 amino acids)
Biological process (GO): triglyceride metabolic process; glycerol metabolic process; glycerol-3-phosphate biosynthetic process
Cellular component (GO): mitochondrion
Molecular function (GO): glycerol kinase activity
Source: RefSeq, a predicted model, not a curated record
GGCAGUGUUUUGAGUCAUGUGACAGUUCAAAAUGUCGAACACAUACACCGAUACAAUUUGAAACGUGACACUUAAAAAAGAAGUCACCAAAUAAUUUACGGGUUUGUAGAUUUUGAAAACUCCCCGAUGUCGUGUACAUAAAUGGAAGAUAAACAUCGAGCAAGUUUUAUUCAUAAGGUGCUACGAAUGGACUCCCCUACAGCUGAUGAUGAUAGUGCGGGAGAAGGAGCCGACAGCAGGGAGAAAUUUGUAUUGGCUGUCGACAUUGGCACAACAAGUCUACGGAGUCAUGUUUACACCAAACAGGGCAACAUCAAAGGGGCCAGCAGCAAAAGGAUUCAGUUGCUUCAUCCCAAACCUGGCUGGGUGGAGAUGGAGCCUGAUGUUUUAGUGAAGCAGGUCAUUGACAGCAUCAAAGAGGCGAUCAGAGCUGCGGGGAUAACUGCCCAUGACAUUGCCUGUAUGGGAAUAACGACCCAGAGAAACACAUUUCUUACCUGGGACAGAGUCACGGGAAAGCCAUUUCAUAAUUUUAUCACGUGGCAAGACCUCAGGUCUAGGGACAUUGUCAAAGGCUGGAAUAACUCCUUCAGAAUGAAAUUUUUAAAUGGUGGUUCCUCUGUCCUGCACAUGCUGACUAAGCAGAAACGGUUUCUAUCCGCCAGUGUGCUGAAAUUCAUGUCGCAGCAGGUUACCAUGAGGCUAAUAUGGGUUUUAGAAAAUGUUGAAGAGUUAAAGGCCAAACUAGCUGUCCAUGAGGUGUCUCUAGGUUGUAUUGAGACUUGGUUGUUAUACAGACUGACGCGAGAGAAGCUGGUUGCCACCGACUACUCGUGCGCCAGUGGAACCGGACUGUUUGAUCCAUACCAGUUUGAGUGGAGCACCAUUGUAUGUAACUUGUUGAACAUUCCCAUGGAGAUUUUACCAGAGAUAAGAGACACAAGUGGAGACUUUGGCAGCACAGACCCAACCAUAUUUGGGGCAUCCAUUCCUAUUACAGCGGUUGUGUCUGACCAGACGGGGGCAUUAUUUGGGGAGUGCUGCUUUGAGGUGGGGGACAUAAAGUGUACGAUGGGGACAGGGACCUUCAUCGACCUGAACUGUGGAAGCUCUCCACAUGCAUCUGUAGCAGGACUUUAUCCAAUAGUGGGCUGGAAAAUAGGCAAAGAAAUCACCUAUGUGGCAGAGGGGAGUAUUACCGACACAGGGUCUCUCAUUGAGUGGGCCAAGUCAAUGGGUUUUAUAGAUGAUGUAAGUGACACAGCAAAGAUAGCAGAAAGUGUCCCAGACAGUGAUGGUGUGUACUUUGUGGGAGCAUUCAGCGGCCUUCAGGCCCCCAUCAAUGAUGACAAGGCAGCCACCACAUUAAUCGGUCUGAAACCCACCACCACCAAGGCCCAUGUGGUGCGGGCAAUCCUAGAGAACCUGGCGUUCCGGGUUAAAGUCCUGUACGAGACUAUUCUGUCCGAGACCAGGAUUCCUCUGUCUCACAUCAGAGCCAAUGGGGGAGUGUGCAAUAAUGAUUUCCUGAUGCAGUUAAUUGCUGAUUUCACAAACCAGACCAUAGACCGUGCCAAACAAAGAGCUAACAUGACCAGUCUGGGGGUGGCAUUUCUAGCAGGACUCGCCAAAGAAGUAUGGAAAAACAAGGCAGAAUUGAGAGAAAUUCGUGAGUCAGAGACAGUCUUUGUAGCGGAGAAAGAUGUGUGGUCGCGAUACAAGGACAGAUUUGUUCACUGGGAGAAAGCGGUCAUUAGAUCACGGGAGUGGUACAACUAAUGACAGGAAAUUAUUAGGUCAUGUGACCCAUAGAGUACAAACAAUACGAUAUCAACGAUUUUGUGACUGAUUCUCAUUAAUUAAUAAGCAAUAUUUUGACAGAGAUAAACCUACUCUCAGCAUCAAAUAAAAACUUCUAUGUUCAAUAGAGAUGUUGAUCAUGUUCAGUACAAUAGGAUAUUAACCAAUGAAGUGUGCAUGCAUAGCAUUAGUUCUUUUUGAUAUUGAUGGUUUUUAUACUCUUUGCCGAGACUGAGAUAUUUUAUUUUGGUUCAUAUAUAUAUAUAUUUUUAAGGUCAUCAAUACAUUAAUGCCCAGGGCAUUUCAUAUACUUUUAUCCUUGCAGCCAUUGCUACAAAAGCGCUUAUUUAAGAACAGAGAGUUGUUUCUCCUUCAAAAUGUGCCAUAUGGAUUUCCUGCGACAUCAACUUAGUACAUGUAGUAUUGAAAUCUUUAUUAACUUACUGAAUAUCUUAGUGAUUUAAAGUAUUUUUUAUUAAUAAUCAUGAAUUUUUUUCUUUGAAAAUACUCAUGCAAUGAGAGAGAGAGAGAGAGAGAGAGAGAUAGAGAGAGAGAGCGAUUAUUUAGGCAUUGAUCCCAUUUUAAAACUAUUCAUCACAUUAUAUACAUGUAAUAUGUUUGUUGACAUCUGCAUACAGCAGUAAUAUUUUUAUUCAUUAAAUUUUUAAAGAAAUUAUGAAUUUCACAGUUUUUACCUAUUAAAUACUUUUCACAUACAAACUGUAGUUGUCAAGUAUGGGGAUUUUUACACCAAAAUUUCAGCUUACCACGUGAAGAAGGGAAUAGCUCCAGCAGUGCCCCUUCUGUUGGCGUCAAUGUCCUAAGUAAAGAAUAGUUCUGCAUGCAAGCUAGCCCAUUCUUCUAAAUUACUGAAAGAUAUGCUCUUCAUGAAAAAAAGCCCGUGCAGUUUUUGAACUCGGGACCUGCGGUUGGUAGACUGAAGCUUCACCCAUUGCGCCACAGAGAUAAAAAUUAAAUUCUAUCGAUAUAAAAUCUUUCACAGUUCGUUAAAAUUGCAAUGUUGUGACGUAUUGUCAUAAAAAGUAGAAGUCAUGGGGUGUCAAGGAUCCUUAAGUACUGUUAAAGUUUUUAAAUAUUUGAAUUUUCCCUUAUAAUAAAGCCCAAAAGUAUAAUAUAUCUUUAGAUUCUUUAGGCCAAAAAUUUCCAAAUAAUAUGCUUCUGGCAAAUAUAUUAUAUUGUAAGAUUUUCCAAGGGGAGCCACUUAUUUUUAUAUUUUUAACUUAAAUUCGAAAAACUGAGUACCGGUAAUUCCCCUUUUAAUAUGGCAAUCAAAUUUACCAUGUGUUGUCAUUUUCCCUGAUGUGAGGUGUCUGAGAACAAAUGUAAAACAUUGAUUUUACUGCAUAAGAUAUCAACCAAAUGACACAGUUGUUAAUAAUUUUAAUAUAAUGAAUUAUUUGAUAUAAUAUAACUAUAUUUGUUUGCGCCAAUAAAAGAUUUAUAUUU